This is a messenger RNA of Carya illinoinensis, 1443 nucleotides long. RefSeq names its product zinc finger protein WIP2-like. The record is from RefSeq and is a predicted model, not a curated record. Gene Ontology annotation, molecular function: DNA-binding transcription factor activity. Gene Ontology annotation, biological process: regulation of gene expression; anatomical structure development. The transcript is spliced from 2 exons. Lineage: Eukaryota; Viridiplantae; Streptophyta; Magnoliopsida; Fagales; Juglandaceae. The coding region runs from base 299 to 1300 and encodes 333 amino acids. Gene Ontology annotation, cellular component: nucleus.
GAGUGUGUUCGCCCGGGCUAGCUCUCCUUUCUUAGGCGACUACGGGCAAUGUCUAAUCUCUGACGUACUAUAGCAUUGGCUUUUUCUCUCUUUUCUCCUUUUCUCAUCUACUCGCCUUGUUCUUUAACUUCUUGGUCUCCAGGGGGUAAUUUCUUGACUUUCUACUUGCUUUCAGCUUUUCUCUUUUACUAUAAGAUUACCCCUACCCUUUCUCUCUCACACAUAAAUAUUUAUAUAUUCCUCUGGUUGCUAAGUACCAAACAUCCACCUCUUCGUUCUUCCUAUCCAAUCUUUAACCAUGACAGACCCCCACUCCAAUUUCUGCACAGGACGGCUCAAUUUCAUGCCUGAUCUCCAUCCUCACUUUUCUUCUCUACCUUCUUAUUACUCUUUGAAUUCCUAUCCUUUUUUUGAUUCCUAUUCAGACAACAUCAUAAAGAACAGAUCUUCCAUUCAGUACCAACCCUCUAUUCCCUCAUCACCUCCCUCACCUCCUCUGAAGGAAGCUCUUCCUCUAAUAAACAGCUUAAGCCAAACCAGACAUGAAGAACACGAGUCCUCAAGUAGUGCAAUGGAAGAGGAAGAGGACAAGAACAAGGUUGAUGGAGAUGAAACUUUUGCCGUAGCCCUACACAUAGGCCUCCCUAGCCCUAGUUCGCAUUCGGGCUCUAUGUUGAUCUCUCCUUCAGCAGAUGUGACGGAUAAGGAAGGAGGAGUACUUAGCGUGAUGUCAGGAUACCCCUUGGAAAGACCCAACCAGAGUCAGUACUGGAUUCCAACCCCUUCACAGAUUCUCAUUGGUCCUACUCAGUUCACCUGUCCAGUUUGCUCCAAGACCUUUAAUAGAUACAAUAAUCUCCAGAUGCAUAUGUGGGGACAUGGAUCUCAAUACAGGAAAGGACCACACUCUCUGAAGGGAACUCAGCCGACAGCCAUGCUAAGGCUCGCAUGCUAUUGCUGUGCACCAGGAUGCAAGCACAAUAUAGAGCACCCAAGAGCGAGGCCUCUGAAAGAUUUUAGAACCCUCCAAACACAUUACAAGAGAAAGCAUGGGACCAAAUCUUUCAUGUGCAGAAAAUGUGGCAAGGCAUUUGCAGUGAAAGGUGAUUGGAGAACCCAUGAGAAGAACUGUGGGAAGGUUUGGUAUUGCAUUUGUGGGUCGGACUUUAAGCAUAAGAGAUCUUUAAAAGACCACGUCAAGGCUUUUGGCGUCGGUCACGGAGCUUUUGGUAUCGAUUGCUUUCGAGAAGAAGAUGAACCUGCAUCAGAUAAUGAACUUGAUUGUGACUCCUCGAUGUGAAAUUAAUUAUGAAAUUGAGUCUCUUGGGGAAUUCUCUGGUCAUCACUUCAUGAACUGGUAUUUAGCUGAUCUACUUAUUUAAUUAUAUGGCUCAAGACAUAUGAAAAAUUUACUUUAUUUAUGCCUUCUUUCACUCUACUUAA